Malassezia globosa CBS 7966 is the source of this 1038-nucleotide messenger RNA. RefSeq lists its product as uncharacterized. Gene Ontology annotation, molecular function: sterol 24-C-methyltransferase activity. The coding region runs from base 1 to 1038 and encodes 345 amino acids. The transcript has a single exon. Gene Ontology annotation, biological process: ergosterol biosynthetic process. The record is from RefSeq and is a predicted model, not a curated record. Gene Ontology annotation, cellular component: endoplasmic reticulum. NCBI's taxonomy places the organism in Eukaryota, Fungi, Basidiomycota, Malasseziomycetes, Malasseziales, Malasseziaceae.
AUGUCUGGAACGUCAUCCACUGAGCUUCGUAACAGGCAAGGUAUUGCGGACUAUACCAAGUUCUGGAACGCGGAUUCGACCAAAGAUUCAGAAAAGGAUCAGGCUGCUCGCUUGGACCAGUAUUCAAACGUAGUAAAUGCUUACUAUGAUGGUGCUACUGACCUGUACGAGUAUGGAUGGGGUAUGAACUUCCAUUUCGCUCGUUACUAUCCUGGUGAAGCAUUUUACCAGGCUCUGGCACGCCAUGAGCACUUCUUGGCUCAUACAAUGAAUCUGCGCCCAGGUAUGCGUGUGUUGGACGUGGGUUGUGGUGUGGGAGGGCCAGCACGGGAAAUUGCUCGCUUUGCUGGCGUGCAGAUUGUGGGAGUUAAUAACAACGCGUACCAGGUCGACCGUGCGAACCGAUACACGGCCAAGGCGGAGUUGCAGGACCAGCUUUCGUUUGUCAAGGGUGACUUUAUGAAGUUAAAGGAACAGUUCGGAGAGAACAGCUUUGAUGCUGUGUACGCAAUUGAGGCAACUUGCCAUGCACCGUCUUGGGAAGGCGUCUAUGGAGAGAUCCUGAGUGUACUGAAGCCAGGUGGCGUGUUUGGUUUGUAUGAAUGGUGUAUGACAGAUUCAUACGAUCCGUCCAACCCUGAGCACCGCAAAAUCGCACACGGUAUCGAGCUCGGCGAUGGCAUUCCUGAGAUGCGGUCCAUUGCACAGGCUCGUACUGCACUCAAGACUGUCGGCUUCCAGAUUGAGUAUGAGACAGAUCUCGCUGAUCAGGGCGACAAGAUACCAUGGUACUACCCGCUGGAAGGCGAUAUUCGCAAGGUGCAGACAGCAUGGGAUUUGUUUACGUGCUGGCGUAUGACUUGGUUUGGAAAACUCGUGACGCAGUCGGCUGUGCGGGCUCUGGAAUUCGUCGGAAUUGCGCCCAAGGGAACGUAUGAUGUGGGUGAAUCCCUCAAAGUUGCGGCCGAUGCACUUGUUGCUGGAGGUCGCAAGAAGCUCUUUACGCCGAUGAUGUUCUUUGUUGCGCGUAAGCCAUGA